UUUGUUCUCACCGUGCCCGUGUUUCCCAGACGUGAUAAAGAGAAGACUCGAGUGUCUCUCUAGCUAACUGGAAGCUCGACCAUGGCAACACCUCGAAUGAUAGACAUAGCCGUGAACUUCACAGAUGGCAUGUUCAAGGGUUUAUACCAUGGGAAACAAUGCCACAAGCCGGAUAUUGCAGCAGUUUUGAGCAGGGCUUGGAGUGCUGGGGUUGAUAGAAUCAUUGUCACUGGUGGGUCACUUGAGGAAUCAAAGGAAGCUCUUGCCAUUGCAGCAACAGAUGCAAGGCUUUUCUGUACCGUUGGUGUGCACCCAACAAGAUGCAAAGAAUUUGACGAGAGUGGGGAUCCAGAAAAGCAUUUUCAGGAACUUCUGUCGUUGGCUAAAAAGGGUGCAGAGAAAGGGAAGGUUGUUGCAAUUGGUGAAUGUGGAUUGGACUAUGACAGACUUCACUUUUGCCCAUCUGAUCUUCAAAAGAAAUAUUUUGAGAAGCAGUUUGAAUUAGCAUAUCUCACGAAGCUCCCGAUGUUUCUUCAUAUGCGAGCAGCAGCCGAAGAUUUCUGCAACAUUCUUGAGCGUAAUAAAGACAGGUUCAGUGCUGGGGUUGUCCAUUCAUUCACUGGCAGUGCAGAAGACUGUAACAAGGUUCUCUCAUUCAGUACCCUGUUCAUAGGUAUAAAUGGCUGCUCUCUAAAGACCCCUGAGAACCUUGAAGUUGUAAAAUGCAUUCCUGUUGAGAGAAUGAUGAUUGAGACAGAUUCUCCAUACUGUGAAAUCAAGAACACUCAUGCCGGGGGUCAUUUUGUUAAAUCUUUGUGGCCUUCUAAGAAGAAAGAAAAGUACGAUCAAGACUGCAUUGUUAAAGGUCGCAACGAGCCUUGUUUAGUACGGCAAGUCCUUGAGGUGGUUGCUGGUUGUAGAGGUAUUGCUGACAUGGAUCAGCUGAGCAAGACCUUGUAUCACAAUACAUGCAGGGUUUUCUUUCCUCAUGACUUGGACUCUGCGGCAGAUGCUAUUCUUUCUGGUGGUCACGGUACCGAGUGAAAGCAUGCACCUCGCUGGUGAAAGAACUUUUCUUUUUGGGUCACAUUUUUUUAUGUUCUCCUUGUUUUUGAGUAAGAAAAGGAGUCACAAUUUUAUUCUUCUUAAUGUGAUACAUGGCAUAGAAAAUGAAAUUAUAUUCGCGGAUAUGAAACUUCAAGCUGUUUUGGAAAUGGGAACUGUUGUAAGUUGAUUUUUCAGGUAAGUGAUCAGUUUUGGAAA
Molecule: messenger RNA, 1263 nt
Organism: Rhododendron vialii
Lineage: Eukaryota; Viridiplantae; Streptophyta; Magnoliopsida; Ericales; Ericaceae
Exons: 12
Coding region: 82-1044 (320 amino acids)
Cellular component (GO): cytosol
Molecular function (GO): 3'-5'-DNA exonuclease activity
Source: RefSeq, a predicted model, not a curated record